AUGGGAGCCCAGCCCUGUAAUCUGCUCCCAGCAAGAAGGCGCGCCUCUCUUUCCUCUGCAGCCCCCACCGGAAGAACCUCAGCUGCGGAGGACGGCAGCCUGCUGGGUCAUCCGUGGUUCUCGGAGAACUGUGACCGUUACGCUGUCGAGAGUGCCCUGCUCCGAUGCCAAAAGGACGGGGCCUACACCGUGCGCCCCAGCUCAGGGUCUCGUGGCUCCCAGCCCCUCACCCUGGCAGUGCUGCUCCACGGCCGGGUCUUCAACAUUCCCAUCCGGCGGCUGGAUGGUGGGCGCCACUAUGCCCUGGGCCGGGAGGGCAGGAACCGCGAGGAGUGCUUCUCCUCCGUGGCUGCCAUGGUCCAGCACUACAUGCAGCACCCCCUGCCCCUCGUGGACAGACACAGUGGCAGCUGCCAACUCACCUGUCUGCUCUUCCCCACCAAGCCCUGACACCCAGCGGACGCCCACACCCACCUCUGGCCCCAUCAGUUGCUCCUUGCCCCAUCCAUCUGUCCACUUGGGUUGUCUCCCUCUCUCCACCACCCCCCCAGCCCCUCCUCAUCCCUGUCCCAGUCUCUGCAGGCCCAGAUGAGAGGCACUGGGAAAGGUUUCCCAGAAUCAGAAAGGGCCCCGAGACCCCACGCCAUGCUCACCCCGAGCCUGGCCCUGUGCUCUCUGCUGCCUCUCCGAGCCUGGGAGGCAGGCUCAGGCGGGCCCCCAGUCCCAGCCCCCAGGAAUGGCCGUGUCCAGCCUGUUACUAGGGCCUCCAAGCUGCCCUGGAUGAAGGCCUGCUCAGGGAACCUGAGCCUCCCGGGGACAGCCGGGCACUGCUGGGACACAAAGAAUCCUCUCGCAUGCUUUUGGGGGCUUAACACAGGGCUGGCAUCUGGGAGGGACUUGGUUGCCCUGCACUAUUUUGCUCUCAAUAAAUAUUUGUUGAGCCCUAGCUGGUUUGGCUCAGUGGAUAGAGCGUUGG
Molecule: messenger RNA, 976 nt
Organism: Myotis davidii
Lineage: Eukaryota; Metazoa; Chordata; Mammalia; Chiroptera; Vespertilionidae
Product: SH2 domain-containing protein 6
Exons: 5
Coding region: 1-450 (149 amino acids)
Biological process (GO): cell surface receptor protein tyrosine kinase signaling pathway; intracellular signal transduction
Cellular component (GO): cytoplasm
Source: RefSeq, a predicted model, not a curated record